This is a messenger RNA of Rangifer tarandus platyrhynchus (Svalbard reindeer), 366 nucleotides long. NCBI's taxonomy places the organism in Eukaryota, Metazoa, Chordata, Mammalia, Artiodactyla, Cervidae. The record is from the annotation of a GenBank genome assembly.
AUGUCACUGGGGCUCAUGGUUUUUUCCCUCUCUGUCAUGUUUAAGUAUGAUUUUUCAGCAAAACUGCUAGAAAUCAGCUGUUGUUUCACUGCUAAUGAGAAUGUUUCACUACCUGUGCCUCUAACUGGUCAAUUCACAGACACGACAACUUCAAGUUCUGUAUGUAAAGAGAAGAAAGAUAGCAUUCUGCUCAAGAAAGACAGCAACAAAGCUGGAGUAGUAAAUAGAGCAACAGCCACAAACAACGACCUUCUUAAAGCAAUGUUUCGCCUUGAUUUGCAGUUUGAAAUACUCCAUACAGACCCUGGCAACAAUUGUUUGAAGACCCUCACUGGUCAUUUUAAAAAAAUGUCAUUGACCAAUUGA